AUGACGUCUAACGGCGACGGCCAGCGUCACGGCUUCCGUUAUGGUGCUCCUGCAGCCGUCGUUGACCCGCUGCUAUCGUUUCUCUUUGAUCUGCGGCGGAUGGAGGAUACCGUUCUAUCCACUCUCGAACACAUCGGAGUCCGGCGGCGCGACCUGCCUCGUCCUUUUGGGGGUGGUUCAUCCGCAUCCCCACCGCAAGUACCAGCCACCGCGGACGACGAUGUGGCAGUAUUUUUCGACGUGCCGUCGUUGCGGAUGCCAGCGUCUGACCCCAUCGGCGCCUAUGCCCACGAGAUCGCUGCAAACCGCUCUGAUGCGCGCGAUGUGAGCGUAGGGGGUGUGAUACACCAACUACUGAGCUGGCUAGACUCCCAGUCGUCUUCAUCUCAGUCGUCUCCAGUUUCAUCGAAGCAGCUCCUGACGAUUUUUGCGACGGCUACUGGAGCAGGGGCAGAUGUCUUCUUGCGCGACGCGGCCACACUCGAUGAUACCCACAUUGAACGUACAUUCCAGAGAGCCAAACCUGACAAGAGCGCGGCAUCACCAACACCCGAUGAGGAGACCCUUGCGUACGGCGAUGACAGCACGGCGCGCCUUGUCGGUACUCUCACCGCCGCCGAUAUCCACGCGGCGGUGCAGGAGUGGCGCGGGUACGAGAGACUUCUCAAAAGCAGUGUGGCGGAGAUGAAGGCAACAUUGGCGGCCGUGACCGCGGCGCGGCCGAGUAGCUCAUACAGCUGUCAUGCGAAGUGGGUCGAGCGUACCCGAAGUGGUGGAAAGUCAACGUCCGUGGUUCCAGCCAGCGCUGUGCUCAAGAGGAACUAUGAGGAGUUGAUCAGCCUCAACGACGCGCUGGCGACCUGCCAGGCUGCGGUGCACACCGCUUACGUGGCACUAGAGGACAAUCUGGACGUGCUGUUGGAGGAAGCACAGACGGUGGACCGACAGGAGCGGCUCUUUCAGCAUCACGUAUCCAUGGCGCGCCGCGAGUGCGCUGCGUUGCAUGCAUUACGCAGUCGUAUCAAGCAAGCUCGCAGAGCACUGCAGAGGUGUGUCUACAGUCAGCGCCGUAGGACUCAAGUGCAGCCUCGCUAG
Messenger RNA from Leishmania major strain Friedlin, 1095 nucleotides. RefSeq lists its product as hypothetical. NCBI's taxonomy places the organism in Eukaryota, Euglenozoa, Kinetoplastea, Trypanosomatida, Trypanosomatidae. The transcript has a single exon. Bases 1 to 1095 code for a protein of 364 amino acids. The record is from RefSeq and is a predicted model, not a curated record.